Lasiodiplodia theobromae is the source of this 3864-nucleotide messenger RNA. Its product is annotated as TFIIIC transcription initiation factor. NCBI's taxonomy places the organism in Eukaryota, Fungi, Ascomycota, Dothideomycetes, Botryosphaeriales, Botryosphaeriaceae. The record is from RefSeq and is a predicted model, not a curated record. The transcript has a single exon. Bases 1 to 3864 code for a protein of 1287 amino acids.
AUGAGCGCAGUCGUGAGCUCGCAGGGGUCUGUCAGGAAGGCCGAUCGACCUCAAUCCGAGAUUCCAGUUGAUACAGGGAGUGAAACUGAGGAGGAAGAUCCGAGGUUGCUCAGACGCGCCUCGUUGGCUUCAAAUGGGCGGAGCAUAUUUUCCCAGCUGGGGAAGGCGGCGCAAAUUGGGGAAAUCCAUGCAGGAGUGAACCUUGCAGAGGAUGACAAGCAGUCGCCCGUUGCCAAUCGGCCAGCGGAAGAAGCAGAUGCUGGAAUGCCGGCACCCUCAGAAGACGACACGCUUCAAGACGCCCCGUCAAACCAGGGUCAAGAUAAUGAUGCUCUACACCCACCGUUGGAAACCUCUACACCGAAAGAGGCGCCAGAAAAUCGUGAACUGUUGACAGAAUCUCAAUCCGCCACCGAUCCACCAGCACCGCCACCUGAACCAAGCGCAGUUCAGGAUGAACAAAUGCCUGCCCUCGAGGAGGAAGCACCCUCUUCCGUGCCCUUCAAACGGCAGAAAGGCAAGUGGGCAGGAGGAAAGAAGCAAGGCGUUAAGUUGAGUGGUGGAGGGAUUCUGAACUUCAAUCGUACAAAACUGCUUGUCAGUAUCAUCGAGAAGUGCGGUGGAGUUUUCCCUGGCGAUUUCGAGAUCCACAGGCCUUUCGUUGGGACGUGGAACAAAGAGUAUGGUGCAGAGAGACAAGUCGACCGCGACACCAUCAAAAGAACCAUCAAGAACGCCAUUGAAUCUUGCAAAGUGCGUCGGUUCGCGUACACUUUCAAGAACAAAAACGGAGUCAUGACAACCAGGCACAUCCUCACUCUGCCAAGUAUUGCACAAUCGGAUCCGCUGGUGUUGGAUACUCAAAAGAAGGUCAUUGCGGCUUGGCCUCGUGUUUAUACUCCCCCUCAGAUGAAGGAGUACGAGGAGGAGAUUGGAAACUCCUGGUACGGCGAUAAGUAUGAGAAGGACACUUCAGUCCGUGUGGAACGCUCAAAUCUACCUCCGUGGAUGCGAGACAUGGAGUUGCGUACGGCCGAGAAUCAAAGAAAGCGAGACGAGGAGAGGGCACGCAAGCUUGAGCGUGAGGCUAAGGGAAUUCCGCGUCUUCCAAGGCCUGGCCGUGGACGCGGUGGUCGUGGUAGAGGAGGAACUCCUCGGCCUAUUCUCACCGGACGCACCGGACGCAAGCGUCUUGCAGGUCUCCCACGACCGGCAGCCGAUCCAGAUGACGACCCCUGGAAUCCAUUCCAGGCAAGAUAUCUCAGACCUUACGACUCUGAAGACGACGAGAACGUUUCCGAGCCGACCACUCCGACCAGGACCCGUUCAUUCAGCGAGAUGAGUAGUACUUUCCAAGUUGAUAACUUCAUCUUCCACCGCCCAACCCAUGACAGCGCUCUUGCGUCCGAUUCCGAUGACUCUAGCAUGUUUGGUACACCCUUCAGCUCGCGGUCAGGGACACCAGUCCCAGAACCAUCCAAGAAGAGGAGAAGAAGGCGUUCAACGGUCAGUUCAGUCGGCUCCACUGACGGUGCUGAAACCCCUGGCCGACUGCCUACGUUCCAAGUCAACCUCAGUCCUUCCCAAAGCCGCAGAGGCUCGGUCGCGUCUGUUGAUUCAUCUGCCUCUAUUUCUUCUUUCCGCAUUGAAAAACCACGUCCGACGGAAUGGAGCUUCAAAAAUGCCGGCCCUGACACCUACGAUGCUACGUGGAAUAUUCAAGACAUCACUACCCUCACGGAUCCUGACAUUCUCUUCUAUCCACAUACUGGAACCUUCUCGACCGAGUACUACGUUGUCCGCGAUGCGCGCCUGUCACUGUGGGUCCAGCCUCAGGCUCAGCACCAGCAGGAAUUCGAAGAUUCCAUGCCCCGAUCGCUCGAGGAGAUGAAAGACUCGAUCAAGAUGAAGGGCAAGGAGCGUGAUCAUAAUCGACGUGGCAACGCUAAUCUUAGCAAAUUCGAGCGUGAGCUCAUCGUUGUCAGCCAUUGGGAAGACCAGUACUUGAGGAAGAAUGAGGAUCUUGGGUUGGUUGUAAGGCAGCCACACUUCAUCAACCACAACUACUACGGCGACCAAGAGGAGCCUGAGAACGAGUGGACGUGGUCAGGCUUGAAGUGGGGUGACUUGUAUAGCCAAGCCUUCACUCCUUUCGAACCACCUUCGUUUGACGAGACGGAUGAGAGUGAUGCUCCUGAUGGAUUCAUAAUGGAAAGUGGCAAACGUCGCAGGGGGACUGGUAGAACUGGUGGACGCGCCACGAAACGCCGCAGACGAACCACAGCCUUGGAUAUACUGGAAGGUGGUGCUUCCGAACCACGUCGUCGCCAGAAGGGACCUCGACCAUCGAAAACUCACCUGGCUCGCGCCCCCACGCAGGAUCCGUUGUGCGUCAUCUCAACUGCAGACACCAAAAGGCUUCUCUACGCCAUGGUUGUCGUCCAAUCUCUUCUCGGUGGUAUUGAAGGCUACACCAGCUGGGAUCAAAUCAGGAAGAUUUUCAGGACACACGAACGUUGGGAUCUCACAUCAUUCCGCAAUCGUUGGGUUUGGCUCAAGACUCGUUGCGCAGAAGUGGUUGAGAAUCUCUUUGAUGAGUUCCAGCAAGCAUACCUGUUGGCGUAUGAGUGUGGAGAUAUCCCACCUAUCAAUUACGACAAUGUUGAAGAGUAUGACUGGGAUGGCAUUGUCAAGUGGACGAUGCAGAACAUCAGCAUCAGGCCACCCAGAGAGGUAGAGGGCCAUGCCGACCUUCCGACAACCCGUAAGGAGUUGGAGGACGCUUUCGUCAUUCAUGAGGUCAACGAGUGGAGUGGUCCGCCUAAAGAGUCAUUGUACAAUGAAGGUUGUCUUUCCACGAGGCGCAAAGAGCUUACGCAGCAAUACUCGUUCUAUCUCCCACUCACGUCUCGGCCAAAGCCAAAGGAAAAGUCUGCUUCAAGCCGAAUUGAACAAAAGGUGCUUGAACGGGCUAAGACUUGGGUUCGUGCAGCCAUCAUGGCGCCUGAGGAGCAGUUCGACACGGAGUCUUUCGGCGAGAAACUCAAGACCAUCGACGAAAAGACUCUUAACAAGGUGACGUCGGAGCUCGUCUCGACCAAGUACUUCCGCGACGAGCAGAAGGGUCGCACCAGGCCCGGCCGUAACUACGGCGUCGACCGGACCUUCCCCAAGGCUUUCGAGCGCCAGCUUCUUCCCGUCCAGCUCAUGGACGCCAUGCAGUUCAAGAAGGACCUCGACGACGCCUUUGCCAGCGGCGCACCGGCUUACACGAUAUCCAACGCGGCCAAGGACGGCCACAUCCUCGCAAUCAUCAACCUCGCGCAAAGCGGCCUCGUCCGGAUCAACACGGUCUUCCCGCCGACGGACCACACCAUCGGCAACCCGUUUCCUCGCAUGACCAAGUGGGGCUUCACCGAGGGCCACUACAAGACUGUGCAGAUGGACCGCAGGCGCGUCACGUGGCCCCUGGAGAUUGUGCCGACGGACAAGUACGUCCACGGCAAUCUACUACUGAAGGCGCAGGGCCUCGAGGCGCUUCCCCCGCCCCCGCUUCCGGUGAAGGAUGGCGAGCACGACGGCUUCGUGCCGCUGUGGGCGGACCUAUUCAGCAACACCAUCUGGGAGUGGUGGCACCGGGUCGUGACGGCGGUGCUGCACGUCGUCUUCGGCCGGCCGGGCAUCGGCGUCGAAGGCAUAGGCAAGGCGCUGAAGGAUGCGAUGGGCGAGUGGGAGAUUGAGCUGUGUCUCGCUUGGUUGAUGCAGGUUGGAGCGGUCGAGGAGAUGAGGGUGGGGCUCAGGGAUGGGGAGAAGCCGAGGGGUUGGAGGUUGGGGGAGUGGUGGUGGUGCGUGCUGGUGGAGUGA